Molecule: messenger RNA, 6456 nt
Organism: Syngnathoides biaculeatus (alligator pipefish)
Lineage: Eukaryota; Metazoa; Chordata; Actinopteri; Syngnathiformes; Syngnathidae
Gene: cltcl1
Product: clathrin, heavy chain-like 1
Exons: 31
Coding region: 355-5382 (1675 amino acids)
Biological process (GO): intracellular protein transport; receptor-mediated endocytosis
Cellular component (GO): clathrin coat of coated pit; clathrin coat of trans-Golgi network vesicle; clathrin-coated endocytic vesicle
Molecular function (GO): clathrin light chain binding; structural molecule activity
Source: RefSeq, a predicted model, not a curated record
ACCUGGAUUUGAGUUUUACAACCGCCCCUCUCGCCCGUGUUUAUUCCGGGGCUGCACGAAGGAGGGGCCCCGCACGUGUCUUGAGCGUUCCCGUGGACUAGUUUUCUCGGCGGAGGUGCGGCCGGCUGCGCGACUGAUUGACUUUGUGGGGCUCUGAAUGGGAGCAGCAGUCGCCGUGUUGGGAGCGCAAGUCGGACGUGCCCCGCGCUCUCUUCGCCGGCCGAUUGAUUCCACUUUCUUGGGGACGGUGGGGAGCGGACACGCGACAAGAGCACCUCCAAAUCCUUCCUGGCUGCUCCCCUUCCCCCCUUUUCCUUUCAGCGAGAAGUCUUUCGGCGGAGAAACGUCUCGAAAAUGGCCCAGAUACUGCCCAUACGAUUCCAGGAACAUCUGCAGUUGCAGAACCUGGGUGUGAAUCCAGCCAACAUUGGGUUCAGCUAUCUGACCAUGGAAUCAGACAAGUUCAUCUGCAUCAGGGAGAAAGUGGGUGAGCAGAACCAGGUGGUUAUCGUGGACAUGUCUGACCCGUCCAACCCUAUCAGGCGACCAAUCUCAGCUGACAGCGCCAUCAUGAACCCCACCAGCAAGGUCAUCGCCCUGAAAGCUGCAAAGACGCUGCAGAUCUUUAACAUUGAGAUGAAAAGCAAGAUGAAGGCUCACUCUAUGACUGAGGAGGUCAUGUUUUGGAAGUGGAUCUCGGUAAAUACGGUCGCCUUAGUGACGGACACGGCUGUCUAUCACUGGAGCAUGGAGGGGGAUUCCCAACCAAACAAAGUAUUCGAUCGGCACGCCAGUCUGGCAGGAUGUCAGAUCAUUAACUACAGAACUGACGAACAACAGAAGUGGCUGCUGCUGAUAGGGAUUUCUGCGCAGCAAAACCGUGUGGUUGGGGCAAUGCAGCUGUAUUCGGUGGAAAGAAAAGUGUCGCAGCCAAUAGAAGGUCACGCUGCUGCAUUUGGGGAGUUUAAAGUGGAGGGGAACGCUAGUCCGUCCACCCUCUUCUGCUUUGCUGUGCGCUCACAGGCAGGUGGAAAGCUGCACAUCAUUGAAGUGGGUCAACCAGCUGCAGGAAACCAGCCAUUUGCAAAGAAAGCAGUCGAUGUGUUUUUCCCUCCAGAGGCCCAGACAGACUUUCCUGUAGCCAUGCAGAUCGGAAGUAAACACGGUGUCAUAUAUUUAAUUACCAAGUACGGUUACAUUCAUCUGUACGACCUGGAGUCAGGAGUGUGCAUCUACAUGAACAGAAUCAGUGCUGAGACCAUCUUUGUCACGUCGCCUCAUGAAGCCAGCUCCGGAAUCAUCGGAGUCAACAAGAAGGGACAGGUGUUGUCAGUCAGUGUUGAAGAAGAAAACAUUGUGAACUACGCAACGAACGUCCUCCAGAAUCCAGACCUGGCUUUAAGGAUGGCCGUGAGGUCCAACCUCGCUGGUGCCGAGGAGCUUUUUGCCAGAAAGUUUAACGCGGUUUUUGCCCAGGGAAGUUAUUCAGAGGCGGCGAAGGUUGCCGCGUCGGCACCCAAGGGUGUUCUGCGGACGGCUGAGACCAUCCGUAAGUUUCAGAGUGUCCCAGCCCAACCAGGUCAGGCAUCUCCACUGUUGCAGUACUUUGGUAUUCUGUUGGACCAGGGUCAGCUCAACAAAUUCGAAUCCCUGGAAUUAUGCAGGCCUGUCCUGCAGCAGGGCCGCAAGCAACUGCUGGAGAAGUGGCUGAAGGAGGACAAGCUGGAGUGCUCAGAGGAGCUGGGGGAUCUGGUGAAGGCUUCUGACCCGACCCUUGCUCUUAGUGUGUACCUCAGAGCUAACGUCCCCAGCAAGGUCAUUCAGUGCUUUGCAGAGACCGGCCAGUUCCAGAAGAUAGUCCUGUAUGCCAAAAAGGUUGGUUACACCCCGGAUUGGGUGUUUUUGCUGAGAAAUGUAAUGCGUGUCAACCCAGACCAGGGACUGCAAUUUGCUCAGAUGCUGGUCCAGGACGAGGAGCCACUCGCCAACAUCAACCAGAUUGUGGAUGUUUUCAUGGAAGGCAGCCUAAUCCAGCAGUGCACUUCCUUCCUGUUGGAUGCUUUAAAGAACAACCGCCCAGCUGAAGGACAUUUGCAGACACGUCUGCUUGAGAUGAACCUUAUACAUGCGCCACAGGUGGCAGAUGCAAUCCUGGGGAACCAGAUGUUCACACAUUACGAUCGUGGCCAUGUUGCUCAGCUGUGUGAGAAGGCGGGCCUUCUGCAGAGAGCCCUCGAACACUACACUGACCUUUAUGAUAUCAAGCGAGCUGUGGUGCACACACACCUGCUCAACCCUGAGUGGCUGCUGAACUUCUUUGGCUCUUUGUCAGUUGAGGACUCGUUGGAGUGUUUAAGAGCCAUGCUGUCGGCUAACAUCAGACAGAACCUGCAGCUCUGUGUGCAGGUAGCGUCAAAGUAUCACGAGCAGCUGGGAACUCAGGCACUCGUGGAGCUCUUUGAGUCCUUCAAGAGUUACGAGGGUUUGUUUUACUUCCUCGGCUCGAUUGUGAAUUUCAGUCAGGAACCUGACGUUCACUUCAAGUACAUCCAGGCAGCCUGCAAGACUGGACAGAUCAAAGAGGUUGAGAGGAUCUGCAGAGAGAGCAACUGUUAUGACCCAGAGAGAGUUAAAAAUUUUCUCAAGGAAGCCAAGUUGACAGACCAGCUUCCUCUCAUUAUUGUUUGUGACCGAUUUGACUUUGUCCACGACCUGGUACUCUACCUCUACCGAAAUACUCUGCAGAAAUACAUUGAAAUCUAUGUACAGAAAGUUAACCCUAGUCGAUUACCAGUGGUGAUAGGUGGCCUAUUGGAUGUGGACUGUGCAGAAGAUGUCAUUAAGAAUUUGAUUAUGGUGGUCAGAGGGCAGUUUUCCACUGAUGAGCUUGUGGAGGAGGUGGAGAAAAGAAACAGGUUAAAACUACUCCUGCCAUGGUUGGAGUCACGUAUCCACGAAGGCUGCGAGGAGCCAGCCACCCACAACGCUCUGGCCAAGAUUUACAUCGACAGCAACAACACACCUGAACGUUUCCUGAAAGAGAACACCUUCUACGACAGCGCUGUGGUGGGGCGGUACUGUGAGAAGAGGGACCCCCAUCUUGCCUGCGUGGCUUAUGAGAGAGGGCAGUGUGACAUGGACCUCAUCAAAGUCUGCAAUGAAAACUCCUUAUUUAAAAGCGAGGCUCGAUAUUUGGUGCGACGGAAAGACCCGGAACUUUGGGCCAACGUGUUGGAAGAGAACAAUCCCUACAGGAGGCCCCUCAUUGAUCAGGUGGUACAAACUGCGUUGUCAGAGACCCAAGAUCCAGAGGAGGUGUCAGUGACGGUCAAGGCAUUCAUGACUGCUGACCUGCCCAACGAGUUGAUUGAACUCCUGGAGAAGAUCGUGCUUGACAACUCUGUUUUCAGUGAACACAGAAACCUUCAGAACCUGCUGAUUCUGACUGCCAUCAAGGCGGAUCGUACGCGUGUAAUGGAGUAUGUGAAUAGGCUGGACAACUACGAUGCACCAGACAUUGCUAAUAUUGCCAUCAGCAAUGAGCUCUUUGAGGAGGCUUUUGCCAUAUUUAAGAAGUUUGAUGUCAAUACGUCAGCCAUACAGGUAUUAAUAGAACAUAUAGGAAACUUGGAUCGGGCCUAUGAAUUUGCUGAAAGAUGCAAUGAGCCCGCAGUAUGGAGCCAGUUAGCCCGGGCUCAGCUGCAACGAGACCUGGUCAAGGAGGCCAUUGACUCGUAUAUUAAAGCAGUGGACCCCUCGGCGUACAUGGAGGUGGUCAAUGCGGCCAGCAAAAAUAACAACUGGGAAGAUUUGGUCAAAUUCCUCCAAAUGGCUCGGAAAAAAGCGCGGGAAUCCUUCGUGGAGACGGAGCUGAUCUUUGCUUUGGCUAAAACAAACCGUUUGGCUGAAUUGGAGGAAUUUGUCAGCGGGCCCAACAACGCUCACAUACAGCAGGUGGGAGACAGAUGUUACGAGGAGGGAAUGUACGAGGCCGCUAAGCUCUUGUACAACAACGUGUCAAACUUUGCCCGGCUGGCAUCCACACUAGUUCACCUCGGGGAGUAUCAGUCUGCUGUGGACAGCGCCAGGAAAGCCAAUAGCACACGCACUUGGAAGGAGGUUUGUUUCUCAUGCGUGGAUGGCGAGGAAUUCCGUCUGGCGCAAAUCUGUGGCCUCCACAUUGUCAUCCACGCCGAUGAGCUGGAGGACCUGAUCAGCUACUACCAGGACCGCGGCUACUUUGAAGAGCUGAUUGCGCUGCUGGAGGCGGCUCUGGGCCUGGAGCGGGCGCACAUGGGCAUGUUCACCGAGCUCGCCAUUCUUUAUUCAAAGUUCAAGCCGGAGAAGAUGAGAGAGCACUUGGAGCUCUUCUGGUCCAGAGUCAACAUUCCAAAGGUCCUGCGUGCAGCAGAACAGUCCCAUUUGUGGGCUGAGCUGGUGUUCCUUUACGAUAAAUACGAAGAGUACGACAACGCCGUCAUCACAAUGAUGUCUCAUCCUACUGAUGCGUGGAAAGAAGGCCUUUUCAAAGACAUUAUUGCUAAAGUGGCCAAUGUUGAGCUGUACUAUAAAUCUCUUUCUUUCUACCUGGAUUACAAACCUCUUCUAAUCAAUGACCUGCUGAGUAUUCUGUCUCCACGCUUGGAUCACAAUCGUGCGGUCAACUUUUUCACAAAGGUGAAUGAGCUCAAGUUAGUAAAGCCGUACCUGAGGUCUGUCCAGAACCACAACAAUAAGUCUGUCAAUGAAGCCCUCAACAACCUGCUGACAGAGGAGGAGGACUACCAGGGCCUGAGAGCAUCCAUCGACGCCUAUGACAAUUUUGACACAAUCAGCCUCGCCCAGAGGUUAGAAAAACACCAGCUGAUUGAGUUUCGACGCAUCGCCGCUUAUCUGUACAAGGGCAACAAUCGCUGGAGACAGAGUGUAGAACUCUGCAAGAAAGACAAACUCUACAAGGAUGCAAUGCUGUUCGCUGCAGAGUCCAAGGAUGCUGAGCUUGCGGAGACCCUUCUGCAGUGGUUCCUUGAGGAGGGCAAGAAAGAGUGCUUUGCCGCCUGCCUCUUUGCGUCCUACGACCUGCUGCACCCUGAUGUGGUGCUGGAGCUGGCCUGGAGGCACAACAUCAUGGACUUUGCCAUGCCGUAUUUUAUCCAGGUCAUGAGGGAGUACCUGACAAAGGUGGACAAACUGGAGACAGCUGAAAGCCAGAGGCAAACUGAAGAGGAGGUGACAGAACCUCAGUCGAUGGUGUUCGGCCAGCAGCUGAUGCUGACGGGGUCUCCUGCUCCAGUGACUCCCCAGCCGGGGUAUCCAGGGUAUAGCUACCCCGUCAACGCCGCAGGCUACCCCGCCCAGCCCCCGUACGGCUUCCCCAUGUAGAGGAGCGAGCUGUCCUCUUCCUAGCCGUCGCACACACUUCGGAGCGCACCCUCACGGAACCGAGCCGCUCCCGAGUCUUUGAACUGAAACCUCACCUGCAAGCAGGCAACCACACCACUUCACUGAAACUGCAAUAACCGCUCCUCUUUGCUCCCCACCCAAAUCCUCGCUGUUACCAAGGGACGGUACCCACCCUCAUUCUACUUAAUUCUGCUCACUAUCCGAACCGUGCACUGAACUGCAGAACAAAUCCUCACCCACGACCUGUUAAUGUUACAUAGAUUUCUAGUGAGUCUGGUCUUGGUUCUAUGAUGAUGGCACUCUGCUGUGGCACGAGGGGCUCCGCAGGGUACUCACAAGGGUGAGGGAGAAACGGGCUUGUGUUGAAUCCCACAAUGUUCUGAGUUGAAAGAUACCUUGCAGUUGCUGUCUUUUCUCCUCUCACACAAAUUAUCAUCAAGCAACCCUGUGCUAGUAAUGUAUUGCGACCAUUGUCUGUCUGUCUGUGUGCGCGUUGUGAUGGUGGUGGUUGGGGGGGGUGUCGGCUUCAAACCCUCUAAGGGGCUCAUCACACAACCAUUAAGACACUUGGCAACAUCUUUCCUGGGAUCCAGCGGUCCGUAUCCCGAUCACUUGACUUUUACGAAUUGUCGAGUUUCAGGAGGAGGAAGUAAAACAGGAGGAUGAAAUAGUUUUAAAAUACAUGCUAUGUGCUGCAGUCUGUGCAUGUGCUGCCAAACUAUAAUGCUGCAAGCAGGAGCACAAUUUUCAUGUUUCACUUUAAGUAGCUCAAGUAUUAAUGAUAUGUCCAAUGGAUCUUUUUCAUGUGACUAAAAGAACAUUUGGGGUGAGACGGAGGAGGUGGAGAAAUGUGUGCUGGUGUCCUGGUACCAGCUAGGUCAACAAUAAUCAAUGUACUGAAAGCAAUGUAUAAUUUAAGAUAUAUUGAAAUACUAAACUAAUCAAAGAAUAUGAAAUACCAUAUGUAUUGUCUAUAGUGUCAUUGUAGUCUGGAAAAACGAUUUUUGUAAGAAAACAAGACAAAAAUGCUAAAAAUGGCAAUUAUUAAAAGCU